AUGGAUUCUUAUUCAAACGUAGCUAUUUCUUCUUUUUCUAAUUCUUCUUCCUCUAGCUCUAUUCCAUUUUCUACAUAUCCACAAAGAGAAGUAAAGAAAAACAAAACAUUACCCUCAUAUCACUCCUCACUUCAUGGAGUUCGAAGGCGCCCAGCAAAACCAAUGACCAAACAACCAAUUGCCCCAAUGCCACCAACACCUCCUAAAAUUUAUAGAGUCGAACCUGUUAAUUUUAAGGAAGUUGUCCAAAUGCUCACUUCAGCUCCCGAGUUUCAAUCCAUAUCCAUUAAUUCUAUCUCUAGUUCUGAUUCUGGUUCUGGCUCUGGCUCUGGCUCUAUCUCUGUCUCUGGUUCUUUCAACUCGAGGCGUUUAAAAGAUGUUGCUCCUCCUCCUCUUGAUCUCUCACCGGUUUCAUUACAAAGAAAUAAUAGCAAUAAUAAUAUCGCUGCACAAUGGCGCGAGUUCCUUCGUCCUUUUUCUUCUUCCUCAAACAACCAAUUAGUUGAAUCAAUCGAGACGUGCAUUGACUUAACAACAACGUCUGAGGCUGAAGAAAGAUCACACGUAAUGCCCCGGAUUCCAUCAGAGAAUUAUUUUGGGUCGUGCAGUCCACUGGCUAAUUUUCCUCUAUCACCUGCCUCAUUUGCAUGGUGCUCUUCUAUUCUUUUUAGCCCAGGCACGCUUCCUUCACCAAACGCAGUUCAAAUCAUUUGA
This is a messenger RNA of Lycium ferocissimum, 714 nucleotides long. RefSeq lists its product as uncharacterized. The transcript has a single exon. The coding region runs from base 1 to 714 and encodes 237 amino acids. The record is from RefSeq and is a predicted model, not a curated record. NCBI's taxonomy places the organism in Eukaryota, Viridiplantae, Streptophyta, Magnoliopsida, Solanales, Solanaceae.